This is a messenger RNA of Cynoglossus semilaevis (tongue sole), 4152 nucleotides long. RefSeq names its product electrogenic sodium bicarbonate cotransporter 4-like. Lineage: Eukaryota; Metazoa; Chordata; Actinopteri; Pleuronectiformes; Cynoglossidae. Gene Ontology annotation, biological process: regulation of intracellular pH; bicarbonate transport; monoatomic anion transport. Gene Ontology annotation, molecular function: solute:inorganic anion antiporter activity; monoatomic anion transmembrane transporter activity; sodium:bicarbonate symporter activity. Gene Ontology annotation, cellular component: plasma membrane. The record is from RefSeq and is a predicted model, not a curated record.
CAGAAUGAAUCAUCAUGAGCGGCAGAGAAGAAGGAACAGAGGUCAUCAUCAAUGUCAAGCUAAUGAUGACGAGAGUCAGCAUCUUUCUGUUGGAGUCCCGGUCUCCCACAGACGUAAAAGGCGUAGACACCACUCCUGUGCCAGUGAUGGCGACCAUAGCACAAGACACAUGCAUUAUGGCCAACACACCCAUCAUGAACAUGGACACAGAGGCUAUUACUAUGAUGAAGAAGGGCAAUAUGAAGAUGAUGAGCAGGGGAGUACACAGUGUCAGGAGCACACUGACCCCACAGUGCCUCCUGCAGCAGAACGACUGCGUCACCUACUGGGAGAGGAUGACAGUACUCCUACACCAACCUUAUUCACUGAAAUGGACACACUGCAACAGGAGGGUGGAGAAUUAGAGUGGAAAGCGUCCUGCAGGUGGGUGAAGUUUGAGGAGAAAGUGGAGGAGGGCGGAGAAAGAUGGAGCAAGCCGCACGUCUCCACACUGACCCUUCACAGCCUGUUUGAGCUGAGAACCUGCCUGCAGACAGGAAGUAUUCUCCUGGACCUGGAGGGGUAUUCACUGCCACAGAUAGUGGAUGAGAUUGUGGAGCAGCAGGUCACAGAUGGUUGCAUUUCUCCUGAUCUAAAAGAGAAGAUCAUUUUUGUGCUGCUGAGGAGACAUCGACAUCAGACAAAGAAACCAAUCCACCGUUCGCUAGCAGACAUCGGGAAGUCCUCAAACCCUACUUCUAGCCGUAGUCCUCAGGUAAAUCUGAGUCGUAGCAUUAGCUCUGCCUCUGGGAUCCACCGCUCCACAGAGGACCUACACUCUCGGCAGUCGAGCAGCCUUGGCCGCCUGUAUCAUGCCCAGAGCCAGAGCAUGAAUGACAUUUCUGGAACACUGAGUUCAGAUCAGUUGAAGAACAAGUUCAUGAAGAAGAUCCCUCGUGAUGCCGAGGCUUCCAAUGUCCUGAUUGGUGAAGUGGACUUUCUUGACAAGCCUUUCGUCUCCUUUGUGCGUUUGGCUGAGGCCACGACACUGGGGGGCCUCACUGAGGUCCCUGUACCAACCAGGUUUCUUUUCAUCCUCCUCGGUCCUCCAGGGAAAACCAAGUCCUACAAUGAAAUUGGCAGGGCCAUCGCUACACUCAUGGUGGAUGAUCUGUUCAGUGAUGUUGCCUACAAAGCACGAGACCGCAAUGACCUAAUUGCAGGUGUUGAUGAGUUCUUGGAUGAGGUCAUUGUUCUGCCCCCCGGAGAAUGGGACCCCAAGAUACGCAUUGAACCCCCCAAGAAAGUUCCUUCAGCUGAAAUGAGAAAGUCAGUGCUGAAUCUAAAUGAGCUGAGUCAGAUGAAUGGCUCAGCGAGUGGAGCUGGAGGAGAUGAUGAAGACCUCCCUGCUCCACAUGAGCUUGGAGAGGAGCUGAAAUUCACUGGGAGGAUUGGCGGUGGUUUAUGGUUAGACAUUAAAAGGAAGAUUCCGUGGUAUUGCAGUGAUAUCUAUGAUGGCUUCCAUAUUCAGUCCAUCUCCGCUGUGCUCUUCAUCUACCUGGGCUGCAUCACCAAUGCCAUCACCUUUGGGGGACUGCUGGGAGAUGCCACUGACAAUUACCAGGGGGUGAUGGAGAGUUUCCUGGGCACUGCAUUAGCAGGAACUGUCUUCUGUCUCUUUGGUGGACAGCCUCUCAUCAUCCUCAGUUCGACUGGACCCAUUCUUAUUUUUGAGAAACUGCUUUAUGAAUUCAGCAAGAGCAGUAAGAUUGACUACAUGGAGCUGCGUCUGUGGAUUGGCCUUCAUUCAUGUCUGCAGUGUUUCGUGUUGGUGCUGACAGACGCCAGUUACAUCAUCAAGUACAUGACCCGCUUCACAGAGGAGGGUUUCUCCAGCCUCAUCUCCUUCAUAUUCAUCUCCGAUGCCAUCAAGAAGAUGGUGGGAGCAUUUAACUAUUACCCAAUCAACCGUGGCUUUAAGCCUGAUUAUGUGACUGCGUACAAAUGUGAAUGCCUCCCUCCAGAUCAGGGUGAGUCUAUUGGCCUAAACCUUUCAGCUCCUCUAGGCGACGACAACAUGACUCUGCUGUUUAACUUGACAGACCUGGACUGGAAUCAGCUAGAGUGUGUCCAGUGCGGCGGGUCCUUGGUGGGGAGCGCCUGUAAGUAUGUUCCUGACCUGGCGCUCAUGUCCUUCAUCCUGUUUUUUGGGACCUACUCUAUGACCGUGUCUCUGAAGAAGUUCAAGUCCAGCCACUACUUUCCAACAAAGCUGAGGAAGCUAAUCAGUGAUUUUGCCAUCUUUAUGUCAAUCAUGUCCUUUGUGGGUCUGGACAUGUUGAUGGGGUUAGACACGCCAAAACUAAUCGUUCCCACUGAGUUCAAGCCCACACGUCCAGACCGUGGUUGGUUGGUGAUGCCGUUCGGUAAGAACCCUUGGUGGUGGUACUUGGCCACCUUUGUGCCCGCUCUUCUUGUCACCAUCCUCAUCUUUAUGGAUCAGCAAAUCAGCGCUGUCAUCGUUAAUCGUAAAGAAAACAAGCUAAAGAAAAGCUGCGGUUACCACCUGGACCUUUUUUGGGUGGGUGUACUGAUGGCUGCGUGCUCCUUCAUGGGCCUACCCUGGUACGUCGCCGCGACCGUCAUCUCUAUCGCUCACAUCGAAUCGUUGAAGAUGGAGAGUGAGUGCAGCGCCCCUGGAGAACAGCCUCAGUUCUUAGGAGUCAGGGAGCAGAGGUUGACUGGAACACUGGUGUUUGUUCUCACUGGACUCUCUGUCUUCCUCGCUCCUGUCCUAAAGUACAUUCCUAUGCCAGUCCUGUACGGAGUGUUUCUUUACAUGGGGGUUGCCUCACUAAAUGGUAUCCAGUUUUGGGACCGUAUCAAGCUGUACCUGAUGCCAGCCAAACACCAGCCAGACUUCUCUUUUUUGCGACACGUACCUCUGAGACGCGUCCAUCUUUUCACACUUGUCCAGAUAGUAUGUCUUGCAGUUUUGUGGAUCCUCAAGUCCACAUUCCUGGCCAUCAUCUUCCCCGUCAUGAUCCUGGGUCUGAUGGUAGUACGCAAACUGCUGGAUCUGAUGUUCUCGCAGCAUGAUCUGGCCUGGUUGGAUGACAUUCUUCCUGACAAAGAGCAAAAGAAGAAGGAGGAUGAGAAGAAGAAGAAGACCAAGAAAGAGAAGAAGACAGCAGAGCCAGAGAGCGAUGAGGAGGUGAGGACAAUAUGACUUUUAGAUUGCACUUAGUUUUUUUUUUCAAAUAAUUUCAGUUCAGGGAAUUUAACAUUGCAAUUGUUAAUAAAAAUUAGCAGUUUGACAGACAUGUUCUAACACUGCUACAGCAGACUGAGUCAGGGAGAAGCUCACUGUGCCACUUCUGGCACAGGAACCCCUUAGAUCUAGCCCAAAACUAGAUUACCUGUGACUUGGUGAAUGUUUUUUCAUACUUACUCAGAUCUUAGUUUUUUUUGUGGAUAAAAAGUGACAUGAACAGAGUGUUGUUGAAGAACGUUCCUAAAAGUAAAGAAUACAUGUUGUUGAUUUUUUAACAUGUCUCACUACUCUGAUCCUGGGUCUGUUCUCUGACUAAUACUGUAUGUAUGUUUCUCCACUCUGUCCCACAGUGUUGCUGACAAGGCACCCUCACUACUGUCUUCUUGUCCCUGACAUGUCCCUCCUGUUACGUCCUUCUGUGUCUUUAAGGUAUCUCCUUGGGUUUGUCCACUCUCCAGUGUUGCUCUUGGUUAUCAGUGUGAACACAGUUAUUCAGAUUAGAAGUAGGGAUUCAGAUUAGAUGUAGGAAUGCAGGAUGAUACCUGAUCUGACAGAUUAUCUGUCAAUAUUCUGGUCAUUUUUAACAGCAUAAAUGAUGUUGUUUGAGCUGAUAAAUUUACCAACGAGUGCAGAGUUGUUUCUACACAGAGUCGAUCAUCCAGACGCUAGAUGUUUUCUUUUUUAUAAUAUAAUAUAAUAUUUUUUUGUUUAUUGUAUAAGUGAGGACCAGAUAAAGAUUGAUUAUUGGUAUCAGUUGAAAAAUAAAUCACUAUCAUGUAUUCCUUCUGAUAAAUCUAAUAGAGAUUUCCACAGUUCAAGGCCAUAGAUUUGUACCUGAAAAUAGCCUAAAAUAAAUGUAUUAUUUAAUUAUUAAUACCUUGAUUAUAUUAAAACCAGGU